Messenger RNA from Cuculus canorus (common cuckoo), 1307 nucleotides. RefSeq names its product A-kinase anchor inhibitor 1 (gene AKAIN1). The transcript is spliced from 2 exons. The record is from RefSeq and is a predicted model, not a curated record. Bases 151 to 357 code for a protein of 68 amino acids. NCBI's taxonomy places the organism in Eukaryota, Metazoa, Chordata, Aves, Cuculiformes, Cuculidae.
GACCGCGGCCCGCAGCCGCCUCCCGGCGUGCGGGGCCGGGCGCUGUCCAAGGUGCUGAGCCGUGCGGGACCAGGCGGUGUCCGAGGUACCGAGCAGUGCGGAGCAGGGCGCUGUCCGAGGUGCUGAGCCGCGCCGUGCCUGUGCAGCACAAUGGUGUUCGCUCCAGGUGAGAAGCCAGGAACAGAGCAAGACGAAGUUAAGCUGCAGAACGCCAGCAAGCAGAUUGUGCAGACUGCUAUCCUUCGAGCACUACAGCAAGUUUCCCAGGAGACCCAGCAAAAGGAGAAGAGAACAAACAGCAGUACAAGCCUCCAACUAGAAAGAGGGAAAUUAACCAAGAAGCAUGAAAAGAAGUAAAGGAGCGGGUUGUUUUCUUCGGUCUGCGGUGUUUUCAGCCUUCUCUUUAGUAUUGGCUGUAUUGCUAGUGCAAUUAUACUACUGUAAAGCAAACCAAAGUAUAAUCACACCUAGACAUAGGGUAAAGAUGCAAUAGUCCUCAGCUGAGAAAUAUUAAGUGCAUUAGAUAACUAACUCCAUAUUUAUGCAGUGCCUCUUAACAGAAACAAUAACCAUAGCUAUAACAUUAGUUUCAGGCACAAGCUCUUAUGAUAUGAACUUACUCUCAAAAGCUUGUUGUCAGUGCACUUCCAUGUAAGUUCUGCGUGCAACAUUUAUGUCAGUUCAGCUGGACGGAUUCUUCUCUGAGUUUCUGGGCUCUCUGAAGCUGUCUUCACUGAAGAAAUAGUUUACUGUUGAGUGUAGCAGAAUGCUUUCAGGCUGCCUUGAAGCGUGAGUUUGUACUUUGCUUUGAUUAAAAAUGGAGUAUGUGAAAUAGCAGUAUGAAAUGGAUUUGGUAGAUUUUUUUCAUCUUGGGGGGAAAGAAAACCAAUCCAACAAGACUGCAGUGACUGUGUUCUAUGACUAUGAUCAUAGACCUAUGAUCUAUGUAUUUUUUUAAAAGGAGUUUUAAAAAAGCACUGAAGUUAUAGUCUACUUGUUUGAAAUACUUCUAUACUUCUGCAUAAAAAUCACUUGUGCCUCAACUAUUCCUUUUAAUUUUCUUGACUGAAAGAAGAGGAAUUGGUGUGCUGAUACGGAGUUUACUAGUUUUUCAUUCAGUUUUGCAGCUUUAGUGGGCCUUGAUUUACAGAAAGUGAAGAACUGGAGUGGCUUUAAAAAAAGUAUUUGAAUUUAUUAAUAUCUUGAAGGACAGAAAUAUACUGUGUCUGAAUUAUGUCAUGAACAUAAAGUAACUAGAUAUUUGCAGUUGUUACAUAGAUUCACCUUAAACAGCACUGCUUUAAGCU